GGUCGUUUUUCUAGGUACAGGACUCUGGUUCUUCUGGUCCCUUCUUUUGCUGAGUUUAUUUGGGAUCCUGACUGCCUACUCUUCAUUGCUUUUAUUGUUGACUGAAGUGUUAUUAUGGCACAUGACUGAGAUUUUUUUUCUGUUUCCCCAGAUCCUGACUCUGCUAGUGAUUGUGGUAUGCACGUUUUUUAUGUUGAUUUUGAGCAUUUACUGGAAAGACAGGUGGCUGACAUUUGGGCUCUCACUGAAGAUGUUUGCUCCCUACAUGCACCUGAGCAGCAUAACCGUGAUGGUGGUCCUUUCCUGGCCUGUGGCCUUCUACUUGAUCCAUUUGGAACAAGAAGCUAGAAUGAGAAGACGCAAGAUGACACAGUACGAGAGAAAAAGAAUGAAGAGAUUUAAUAUACUCACAAAGUUGAGAGCUAUACAAGUGGCUAUUGGAUUGCCCUUUUUUAUUAUUAUUUUGUGUCUCUAUUUGGCACCACUGGGGACUUAUUCUCCCUGCAUUCAGGAAAAGGAUAAAUUGGGACCCAAGCCAGACUUCUUUGGACAUAGAGGUGCACCCAUGCUGGGGCCUGAGAACACCAUGAUGUCCUUUGAGAAAGCUGUGGAAAACGGGGUCUUUGGGCUGGAGUCUGAUGUAUACUUAAGUUAUGAUGAGGUGCCUUUUCUCAUGCAUGACAAUGACCUGAGAAGAACAACGAAUAUCAGGGAGGUUAUGCCAAAUGCCUCACUAACGUCUGGUUCCUUCUUCCUUUGGGAUUUCCUGUCGACUCUGAAUGCUGGCAAAUGGUUUGUACAAUUACAGUCCAAACCAUUUUACAACAUGAAACCCUUAUCAAAGGCUGACAGAGAAAAAGCUAUGCGUCAGAUGAUUCCAAAACUAAGUGAUUUAUUGGAACUUGCGCAGAAGGAGAAAAAGAUUGUGAUGUUUGAUCUUAAUGCGCCUCCACCAAAACAUCCCCUCAGAAACACGUUUGUCCGCCGGGUAGUAAGCGUGAUCCUUGACUCUAACAUUGAGCAACAUCGGAUUUAUUGGUUGACAGCUUUUGAUAGGCAGUAUGUCAAGUUGAAAGCUCCUGGUUUUCAGCAAGUAGGCCGAUUAUACUCCAUUGAACGCCUUACAAAAGAAAAUAUCACUAAAAUAAACGUUGACUACAAGAAAUUGUUCUACAGUGGGUUGAGAGAUUAUAAAGCAGCUAACAUCAAUAUCAACAUAUACCUUGUCAAUGAACCUUGGCUCUACUCACUGGCAUGGUGCUCCAGUAUUCAUUCAGUGACCACAGAUAACAUUCAGCUCCUGAGGCAAAUCAAUCACCCUUACUUCUUCAUGACACCGAGUUACUAUAUGUUCGUGUGGUUUCUCAUGGAUGGUGUUUCUGCAGUUUUCAUUAUUGCCAUAUUUUAUUUUCAUUGGUGGAGAGGAAAGAAAAAAGAAAAAGCCUUGGAAAGCACCAGCAGUCAAACAGAUACUGAGAUACUCCAAAGGGGAAAAAGUAAGAAUCAAUACGCUUCAAAUUUAUCCAUAGAGCCUCCGCCCCGAAUUUUGGAAAGCCCUUGGACUCUAAAACCCCUCCACCCAGCUUUAUCCAACAGAAUAAGGAAACACCCAGGCCCUCGCCACUUUGUGGUGGCCCCCAAGAAGACAGACAGAAAGCCAGAGUCAGUCAAGGAAACCAUAAAACCACUGAUGCCUGCAAAGGAUAAUGUUAGACAACUAAUAUCCUCCAAAGCCUUUGAACCCGUCCAGACACCCACCUGGAGUGCCACCAGAGAGUCCACACUCCAAACUACAUUGUCUGCUUUGAAGGCAGAUGAACCAACAGUUUCCUCCAUAGAGGCUCCUCAUCCUGAAACACAGCGUAAAAGGAUGCCCACUAUUGAGUCCCCCUAA
This is a messenger RNA of Hipposideros armiger (great roundleaf bat), 1894 nucleotides long. RefSeq names its product glycerophosphodiester phosphodiesterase domain containing 4 (gene GDPD4). Gene Ontology annotation, molecular function: glycerophosphodiester phosphodiesterase activity. The annotation marks the transcript as partial. NCBI's taxonomy places the organism in Eukaryota, Metazoa, Chordata, Mammalia, Chiroptera, Hipposideridae. Gene Ontology annotation, cellular component: membrane. The transcript has 14 exons. The record is from RefSeq and is a predicted model, not a curated record. Gene Ontology annotation, biological process: lipid metabolic process.